Molecule: messenger RNA, 2555 nt
Organism: Lytechinus pictus (painted urchin)
Lineage: Eukaryota; Metazoa; Echinodermata; Echinoidea; Temnopleuroida; Toxopneustidae
Product: calcium-binding protein LPS1-alpha-like
Exons: 7
Coding region: 259-741 (160 amino acids)
Molecular function (GO): calcium ion binding
Source: RefSeq, a predicted model, not a curated record
ACUCUAUGUGAUCGUGAUCUCGGAUCUGCUUUGUGACCCCAAUCUGAGUGAGGGGGAUAGGUGAUACGAGCGUUCCAUUCUGCGAAACAUGGAUUCAUAGACAGUCCAUCGAUGACGAUUAAAUGAUCAACCAUAACAACGAUCAACGUUUGUUCGAUGUCAAAGGAAGUCAACGAGAAAAGAGGAAUCAAUACCUGUGCUCGAUAAAGUUUCUGCUUUUAUCAUUUAGUUUUGCCAAGUGAAACCUAAUUUUCAAAGAUGGGAACUAUGUACCGAGGAUAUACCAACGAAGAACUAGCAGCUUUAAUGCUGCAAUUCGCAAGGUAUGACACAAAUGGUAAUGGGAGUAUCGGCAGUACGGAAUUUGCAGAACUGAUCAAGAUAGGACCAGAACACGUUCCGACUGAAGAAGAAAUUAAACAACGUAUUGCAGAAAUCGAUUGUAAUAAUGAUGGGCGUGUCCAAUUUGAAGAGUUUUUACUGUUUAUGGAUGGAAAGACAAGAGGACGGAAAUACUCGGAUGAAAUAAUUAAAGGAAUGUUCUCAUUAAUGGACAAGGAUCGCACGGGUAAGGUCGGUCCAGAGGAGUUACGAGCGGCGAUGAACAGAUAUUAUGGUGCUAAAAUGACGCUAGAGGAAGCCUGUAAAAUAAUCAGAGAAUCUGACAUUAAUGGGGACGGAUACAUCGACGAAGAUGAUUUCGUUCGGAAUCUGCUUGCCAUUAAACUACAGUGGAGAUAAACUUGCUGGAUCUGGAUACCGGGGAUGCAUAUCAUAGCACCAAGCACAUGUUUCUGCCAAAGCUUGCACAUUUCACCCGGACAUAGCAGCAAUUUGAUCCUUGUCCUGAUAGCCACAGCUAAUUAUCAGCUCAGAGUGAAACAAACACAGUGAAAGUAGUGGCGUUGAGGAGGACAUCGGUUUUAACACACCCUAUGGCCCGUAUUCUGAAGUCGGGUUUAACUUCAACUCCGGUUUAAAGAGGUGGUUUAACUAUGGAAAGCCAGUUGUUACAUAAAUCUUUAACACUAGGGGUUCAAUGUAUCAGUUGAUUUGACUCGCAAAGCAAUAUUAACUGCCUGGGAAGGAUAAGUAUGACAAUUGUCUUCACCAUUAAAUAUUUAGUGAAGAGCACAGUUAACAUGAGAAGCAAUCACUGUAAACAAAAUUUUGAAACGUUUGCCUUCCUAUAAUUUUAGCACAGAGUUAGAAGGUUUAACUGAAACCCCACCCCAGAAUACGGGCCUCUGAUGUGUUCAAAUUACACUCUUUAAAGCAAGAACAGAUCCAUAGACUAUGUUGCCACUCGUUGACUAUGUUAACAAUCUAUUGCAUUGCAAUAUCUUUUAUUAGAUUACUUUUUAGAUUACUUUUAGUAGUGUAUUGUAUAAUUAUUUUAGUAUAAAUUAGUCUAUAAUAAUAUAUGCAUGUAUAUAUAUAUGGAAACUAAUUUAUUUAAAGAGACGGGUAUUGGUUUUUGUACUUAGUUACAUAAUUAUUAUGAAAUAAAUAUACUGGGUAGCUAUUAAUUGUUUUAUCAGCAAAUUGGGCCAGUAUUAUAAGUCUCCUUAAAAUGUUACAUUAUUGUAUAGGGAUCUGUCUAGAGGGAAAAGUUGAUGGAUUGAGGUGGUGUUUUAUAUAUAGGGCAAUCGGUUCAUAUUGGCUGUAACACAGGUGUACGUAAUCAUAUUCAACGCUUUACACUCCCGUGACCCGUUGUAUAUAACUUGCUGCCGUGAACAACAACUCGGUAAAAAUCAAAAGUAGGUUACCACAAUUAUUCUGUCACUCAGAAAAAGACUGUGGUGAGAAUCGUAAGAAGUUAGCCAAGUUUUCUCCGAGUUCCCAUUGUCAUGCGAUCCUUUAAGAAAGCCACGAUUGGCCUUUCGUAACUGAUCGCGAAAUCUUUUUGAACCAUUCAUUUUUUACGAUCAAUACGAUUGUAACGACUUAUCUGAUGAUAUGAUCUUAUACGAUCUGUAAGAUCAUUACGAUUACUCCACGAUAUGCCUGGCAUUUCAAUCGUGGCCAAAAUCAUGACAGUGGGAACCAUAAAGGGUAUUAUGAAACAGGACCUUGGUGGUGCAUUUUGAAAUGUUAUUAUUUUAAUUAGGUGAACAUCAUGGGCAAAUAGAUAACUUUAUACAAGGAAGGGAAGAAAUUUUUGUCACUUCUAUUCCGUAUAAACAUAAAAAUCGUCCAUUUCAUAAGUUGAAUUUAAACGAUAUUUUGUUAUUCAAAAAGCUUGAAAUGUUUUUUCCCAGUAGUCAAAGUGCAUAAACAUCAGCAAAUUCAAUGAGAAUGAUAAUAGGAAUUUGUUUGCAUUAAGUAAUCGUAAGUACCAAAAAAUAUUGACAUUGUUGAUUACUCUAAAAGUUUAUAAUAGGCCUGAAAAUAGGUCAAAAUCAUGAUUUUUGUAUUAUUAUGGUGUCAUAUAGGAAUGAUAUUUUUCUAAACUGAAACAUCAAUCUGGACAUAAUUAUCUCUUAAAUACAUUGUAAUAUCUGUGUAAUAAACUUGUGGGUUUGUCAAAAAUCCUCUUUCAUAGACUUUGA